Priapulus caudatus is the source of this 2050-nucleotide messenger RNA. Its product is annotated as nucleoporin seh1-like. The transcript has 11 exons. Gene Ontology annotation, biological process: cellular response to amino acid starvation; positive regulation of TORC1 signaling. Gene Ontology annotation, cellular component: nuclear pore outer ring; Seh1-associated complex. Gene Ontology annotation, molecular function: protein binding; structural molecule activity. NCBI's taxonomy places the organism in Eukaryota, Metazoa, Priapulida, Priapulimorpha, Priapulimorphida, Priapulidae. The coding region runs from base 240 to 1367 and encodes 375 amino acids. The record is from RefSeq and is a predicted model, not a curated record.
CUUAUAAUGGCGGCGUCCUUACGCGGCUGAUUUCAUUCUCAUUUCUUAUCACUUCAAUCAUUGAUCGCUAACCAUACUAAAAGUAUCUGGUAAUCUAAGCUAGGCCUAGUGAGCACACGCAGGGAGUUCAGAGAGCGCAUAUACGUCACGUGAAGGAACCCGAGGAAUCGCGCAAUUAUGUGCCCAGUUUAAAGUUAAAUUAAAUAUUCUUAUACACUGAAAACCACAUAGAAGCCGUGAUGUUUGUUGCGAGAAGUAUAUCAGCCGAUCACAAAGAUCUCAUACAUGAUGUGGCAUAUGAUUUUCAUGGACGUCGGAUGGCCACAUGUUCUAGUGACCAAAGUGUAAAGGUGUGGGAUUUGGGAGAAGAUGGACAGUGGCAUUGUACUGCAGACUGGAAGACACACAGUGGGUCAGUGUGGAAGGUCACCUGGGCACAUCCAGAGUUUGGUCAGGUGCUUGCAACCUGCUCAUUUGACAGAACAGCUGCAGUGUGGGAAGAACUACCGAGCGAGAGCACAGAAAUGGGACUAAGCCACUGGGUGAAGAGAACUAGUCUGGUAGACAGCCGCACAUCAGUGACUGAUGUGCGUUUUGCACCACGGCACAUGGGCCUUCAGCUGGCGACUUGCUCAGCGGACGGACUUGUUCGCAUCUAUGAGGCUCCAGAUGUGAUGAAUCUCAGCCAGUGGCAGCUGCAGCAUGCCAUACAGUGCAAGCUCAGCUGCAGCUGUCUAGCGUGGAAUCCAUCAAGAGUGCAUCCACCAAUGCUUGCAGUAGGAAGUGAUGAUGCAAAUCCUUCGGCUGGAGGUAAAGUCAUCAUCUAUGAGUUCAGUGAGGCACAGAGGAAAUGGAAUAAAGUGGAAACAGUAAUGAUUGUGACAGAGCCAGUCUAUGAUAUAGCCUUCGCACCCAACCUCGGCCGUUCCUACCACAUGCUGGGUGUUGGAUCGAAAGACGUUCAUGUCAUUACGCUAAAACCGCUUAAAAGAGAGCUGGCAGUAACGGCACCACCGCAGGGCAGCAGUACACAGGCGACCGGCAUGUCUCGCUUUGAGAUCCGCCAAGUGGCACAAUUUUGUGACCAUUACUCACAGGUGUGGCGUAUUAGCUGGAAUAUCACGGGCACUAUCCUGGCAUCCUCAGGUGACGAUGGCUGCGUCCGACUGUGGAAAGCAAACUAUCUGGACAAUUGGAAGUGCAUCUCGGUGCUUAAAGGCGAUGGGACAAGGUCACCCACAGACAGACCUGGUGGCCAAGGUGCCAUGCAGACAAGCAACGUGCAAGGGGUCGGCAAUGGGACGCGCUACUACAAGUUGGGUGGCAUGCUUGGCCAGACAGCUACUAACCAGGUAGUGUGGCACUGAGACCGACUAGCAGCAGCAAAGAGGCUGCAGUCAACUGGUCUUGCUCAGAGGUUAGGAUGCACUGUGCCUGAGCAAGGAGUUAUAUUUAGCUGGCGAGGCCUGGAGUUAUGUGGUUAUAAGUUCAAUUACCCAAUGUUCUGUGCUGAUCAGUGAGAAUAGCACAAGAAGAUCAGCACAUUACAAUACGAAAAACUGUACGUGAUUGUAUCAGAUGCAGUGUAAGGACUAUGCUUUGCCUGGUUGAAUCAUGUUGAGUGUAUGGGUGUUGCCGAACUGCCUAUACACAGAAGAUAGAUAGUCAGUAGAUAGAAUGAUCUGGCCAUACUGGCCAUGGCCCAUUGAUAUUAAAUGCAUUGUUGAUUUAUGUCGAGAUUUCCUUAGAUAGUUCAAUAAUGUAAAGAUCAGUAAUGCAUUUUAAAGGAAAAUACUAAAUUCUGUUCACAUUUUACAGAUGUAUAAAAAAAAUCCAAGUACUUGUAACUUCCAAAUUUGUAAAGAUGUGAAAUGGGAUAUAUUGAUUUUUUUUACAAAUAUGAUUGUUACGUCUAAGUGUGUAAAUGUUUAGCAGACAAAAUGAAAGUAUGUGUAAGAGAUUUGAGCUACACAAGAGGCUGGUUAUAAUAUGGGCACGUUUGAUAAAACGGAAAAUAAAGUUGAAAUAUGUACGUGUGUUUACUACUCAA